AUGAACAACAAGGAUCUUUGGGGAAUUUUAAAGACGGUGCUUUGGUGGACCUGGACUGCGGCAUUCUUGGCAGGGCUUGGACUUGAAAGCACCGUCGAGAACUUGAACCAGGCGGUCGCGAAUGUGAGCAAACGCUUGAAGUUGGACACACAGGUGGCUUCUGCUUGGGCUUCUGUGCUCAGGAUGAGGUGGGCGAGGGCGCAGGAGGCCGAAGAGAAAAAUCUAGCUGAAGAAAGUGACGAUGUCCACGGCAGAACCCUGGAUGCUGCAGAGGCGGCUGGUGUGCUGCGCGGCAUGAAAGGCGGGGGCGUGAAUGUGGCGGAGGCUGCUCACAAGAAGGUGGCCGCAGCGGUCGCAGCAGUCGCGAAGGCUAAGUCUGGAGAUCCUUCAGCUCGAGGUCGCGGGUCGUCCAAUCGGCAACGACAACUGAGACGACAGUUCUUUGAGGAGGAUGAUGCCGACUGCGGGGAAUCAUGGAAAUGGCAGGUGCCCCAGGCCGCCUGGGACAGACUUUGUCGCGAUACCUUGCGCAGCCUUUGUCCAGAGACGACUUUGCGGUUGGCCCCAGGGGCUGCUUCGUUGCUUCUCGUUGCAGCAACGAACGUGAUGGUGCAGGUGAUGGCGGACGGAAAGGCCUUGCAAGACCACGCGCGCCGUACCACUUUGUUUCCCCAAGACCUUCAACUUGUACUCAGUCUUCGCCGAUCCUGGGGCGACCUUACAUUGGCGCCUGGGCGGAAAGUUGCAGACGAGGCUGCGAUUAGGGCUUCCACUGUACUUGCCCAUGAAAGGGUUUCUGGGUUUGGGGUUUUGCGUCUUGUCGCCCACGCAGCUCCAGAAUAG
Symbiodinium natans is the source of this 843-nucleotide messenger RNA. The record is from the annotation of a GenBank genome assembly. NCBI's taxonomy places the organism in Eukaryota, Dinophyceae, Suessiales, Symbiodiniaceae.